Molecule: messenger RNA, 2189 nt
Organism: Capsicum annuum
Lineage: Eukaryota; Viridiplantae; Streptophyta; Magnoliopsida; Solanales; Solanaceae
Product: nicalin-1
Exons: 14
Coding region: 152-1834 (560 amino acids)
Biological process (GO): regulation of signal transduction
Cellular component (GO): endoplasmic reticulum membrane
Source: RefSeq, a predicted model, not a curated record
UUCAUUACUUGUCACCCCCACUACUACUACUAUUCAUUACCUGUCUCCCCCACUACUACUAGCUUCCAUACACUUGCAUUAAAAUACACGGUUCUUAUAUAGCAUUUUCAGAUCAAUUUCGCUUUGCGCAAAAACCCUAAGCCAUUCAUCAAUGGCGAAUUGUCAACGACGGCUGGCACCAUUGGAUCCGAUAUACUAUCCGUUACUCACAUUACUCUUCAUCCUAUUCACAUGUGUUGACCUAUACGACGCCGUUACGGUCGUCGACGUUUACCGUCUCGUUCAGUUUGAUAUCUCCAGCGUCCCUUUUGGAUCUCGUCUUGCUACUCUUAAUCACCACGCCGCCUCUUCUCUCUUCGGUUCGGAUCUCUCUCGUAGUGUGAUCAUUCUUCCUGUUCGUGAAUUGGACCUUGACCUUAUUAAAGAAUAUAUUGGACAGGGGAAGCUGUUAGGGGGCUUACUGUUUUUACUGCCACCUCAUUUUAGUCCUGAGAAAGUAGAUGCUGCAGUUGGUAUUGAUGAAGAUUUUGACCUUCUGAGGAAUAAAGUGUCUGAGCUGGAACGGUUGCUUAUACAUGCUAACAUCCCUUAUCCUGUGUAUUUUGCUUUUGAGAACGAUGAUAUCAAUGCUGUACUAGCUGAAGUCAAGAGAAAUGAUGCUAGUGGGCAACCUGCAACUGCUACGACAGGGGGAUACAAGCUUCUUGUUGCUGCCUCAGAUCCUAAGAAAAUUGCAUCUCCUACCAUUACAAAUAUUCAGGGAUGGUUACCAGGAUUGAAGCUUGAGGGAGACUCAACUCAACUCCCUACUAUUGCCAUAGUGGCUUCAUACGACACGUUUGGGGCUGCACCGGCAUUGUCAGUUGGAAGUGAUAGCAAUGGAAGUGGUGUUGUGGCACUUCUUGAGAUAGCUAGACUGUUCUCCAUUCUGUAUUCAAAUCCUAAAACUAGAGGUAGAUAUAAUUUGCUUUUUGGAUUGACAUCUGGUGGGCCAUAUAACUAUAACGGAACUCAGAAGUGGCUUCGAAGCUUUGACCAACGUCUACGUGAGAGUAUCGACUAUGCCAUUUGCUUGAAUAGUCUUGGGUCCUUGGGCAACGAGUUAAAUCUUCAUAUUUCAAAACCUCCUGAAAACAAAUACAUACAACAAAUAUUUCAGGGUUUGUCUAGUGUUGCAGAAGAAUCAGGGCUUCAAGUUGGUCUUAAGCACAAGAAGAUUAACAUCUCCAGUCCUCGAGUAGCCUGGGAGCAUGAACAGUUUUCAAGGCUGAGACUCACUGCAGCUACAAUUUCUGAGCUUUCUACUGCACCUGAAUUGCUUGAAAGCACCGGAAGUCUAACUGAUAACAGACAUUCUGUGAGUGAAGCCUCAGUCAUUCAAAGUGUCAAGGUUGUUGCUGAAAGUGUAGCAAGACAUAUAUACAGCCAGGAAGGAAAAGGCACAAAUAUAUUUGCAGACAAUAGUAGUUUAGCUGUCAAUCCUUCCUAUGUACGGUCUUGGCUGAACCUUUUGUCUACUACUUCUCGAGUGGCACCUUUUCUUUCAAAGAAUGACCCACUCAUCAUGGCACUGCAAAAGGAAUUAGCCGAUCAUACGACUGAGGUGAGUAUACAGCACGAGACGCUAGAUGGAACUUUCACUUUUUAUGAUUCAAUUAGUGGCAGGUUACAUGUAUAUCAGGUUGUGAGCGUGACAUUUGACUUGCUCUUGUUGUUAGUUCUUGGAUCAUACUUGAUUACGCUUUUCAGUUUUCUCGUUAUCACCACCAGGGGUCUUGACGAUCUUUUCAGUCUAUUUCGACGUCCUCCAUCCAGGAAAGUGAAAGCUACUUGAUUUCUCCAGGCGUAGUAUUGCCACACUUCAAGUUUCCAGUAAAUUAUGAAGCGAGCGUCACUCUUUGUAGCCUCAAGGAAUAUCCCCCUCAGAUGAGUUGCUCACUGUUGAUCUGUUGUUCUAAUGUGUCGUUAUUUAGAAACUUUCGACGAUCCAUGGGAGAGUACUCCACAUAUUUCACUUUGAUAGUAACGAUAUAGUUAUAGUACAAUUUUUGCCUGAGUUACAAAUGUAAUUCCCAUGACUUAGAUGUUAAACUUCGAGCUUCAUAGUGUAGAACAUUAAUUUGCAAACAGUUAAACCAUUGAAACUACGUUCUUUCUUGUGAAAAAUAAGCUACUUUGAUUUCUACUUA